Mucor velutinosus is the source of this 2337-nucleotide messenger RNA. RefSeq lists its product as uncharacterized. The record is from RefSeq and is a predicted model, not a curated record. Gene Ontology annotation, cellular component: extracellular region. Gene Ontology annotation, biological process: carbohydrate metabolic process. The transcript has 3 exons. Gene Ontology annotation, molecular function: carbohydrate binding; lyase activity. The coding region runs from base 1 to 2337 and encodes 778 amino acids. NCBI's taxonomy places the organism in Eukaryota, Fungi, Mucoromycota, Mucoromycetes, Mucorales, Mucoraceae.
AUGAACAUACUGCGUACGCUUUGGCCGUUGAUUUUCAUCCUGCCAUCUCUGGCCAUUGCCUCUCCUGAGGAAUUAAAGACGUUGUACGAUCGAAAAGUGGAUUUCAUCAUUCAAGAUUAUAGCAGCAACAGUAUCCAAAUUCCAACAUGGCUGAAUACGUUUUCCAGUGAAAAUGGUACCUGGACGGAUGUGGAUUAUACUGCUGGAUGUACAGCUCGAAGAGCCAACUGGCCAGCACAGCAACACUUUAUACGCAUUGUGUCCAUGGCAAGUCAGUAUAGAGCAGAUCCUGCCAACAGCACACAAUUGUUGCCUUACAUUUCAAAGGCCAUGGACUAUUGGUUUGAUCAUAAUUACACACCAGAUGCAUGCUUGGAUCAAGGUGGAUUACCCAAUAGUGAAUGUCCAUGCGGUACACCUGGAUUUUGGAAUACAAACUGGUUUGGUCAGAUGAUUUUGAUGCCUAAAUUGAUAUCAAAUACCUGUGUCUUGCUCAAAUCAAACUUGACAACCACGCAACGAGGCAACUGUACGCUUGUCAGCCAAAGAGUGUAUAAUCGCAUUGACACGGAUGUGCUGGGCAUCGGUCCCAUGACAGGCGCCAAUAUGCUGGAUGCUGCCACUAGUGUCUUGAACCUUGGCUUACUGACAGACAAUGAAACGCUUGCCAGAGACGCUUUAAAUCAUUUUUAUAAUCAGACCACCAUCACACCAGGCACAGGUGUUGAUGGUGUCAAGGUUGAUGGCUCCUACUUGCAGCAUUUCGCUCAACUCUACACUGGCAAUUACGGGAAAGACUUUAUCAAUUCUGUCGUGGUAGCCUAUAUACAGACCAGUAACACAUCGUUUGCACCUCCUGCAGAAUCUCAGUCAGCAUUCCUGACGUUGAUCAAUGGCACUGAAUGGAUGAUUAUCAGCAACCACACUGCCAAUGCUGCAUCAUCAUCCAACCACAACAGCACUCUGCUAUGGGAGUACAGUGUCAUUGGCCGCAUGGUAUCCUUCUUGGCUGCGGAUAAGCAGGCCAGUGGUGGCGUUGCACUGAAUCUCACCCGCAUUCAACUCGCUGUAGAAGGAUGGCAGAAUGCUUCCAGUAUCCAAUCCAUUGUACAACGCUUGAGUGACCUCAAAACACCAUCAUCAUCGUCAUCAGAAGGCCAAGGUAAACUCUCAGGCACACGCAGCUUCUACACGUCUGACUAUCUGGUGCACCGAAGCUCCAGCUACGUUACAACGCUAAAGUCAUUCUCUACUCGUACAACCAAUUCUGAAUGCAACAACGACCAAAAUUCCUUUGGCUUUCACUUGAGUGAUGGCUCCAUCUUUUCAUAUAUCGAUGGUGACGAGUACAUUGAUGUGUUUGCCUCGUACGAUUGGAAUCUGAUCCCAGGCACCACUGUGGAUUACGGCGCCACGCCUUUUGGCUGUAAUAUCACACAGUUUUACGGCAACACAACGUUCGUUGGAUCUGUUACACGCAACAAGGAAGGUUCUUCGUCGCAAGGCGGUAUGGCAGUAAUGCAGUACUUGAACCCAAUGACGGGAAGUUUGCGAUGGGAAAAAACCUUCUAUUUCUUUCCUGGCUUCUAUGCUGUUCAAAUUGGCCCCAUAUACUCUCAAGGCACAGCACCUAUUGUUACUACCUUGGAUCAGUCCAACCUCAAAGGCGAUGUCUAUGUUGAUAACCAGAAGCUAACAGUCAAUCAGUUCACAGCGUCUCAGGACAGAAAGAGCAAACACAUCAACAUCUGGCAUAAUCGCGUCUUGUACACAGUACUGGAUCAACAUUCAAAUUCGACUAUUCCUAAUAUAAGCAUCAACACGGCAGCACAUGAUGUGAACGAUUGGUCAUCCAUAGGCAUUUCUCAAGGUAAAGCGACCCAGCCCAUAUUUACUGCUACCAUUCAGCAUCCUCCAGCUGCGUUGGUAGAAGGCAGCAAUAACACUACAGCAGCUCCUGUCACUUACAUUGCCCAAUUGAAUGUGGAAUCCAAGCAAGAGCAAGCUCCUGAAAGCCUUAUUCAGUUUGUCUACCAAGAUGAUCAAGCAUUGGGCAAAAUACGAGGCGCUUAUCACGUCAAAAACAAGGCAAUUGCACUGGCCUUCUGGACAGCAGGCAGCUAUCAAACGCCUUGGGGUAUCAGUGUAAAGACAAACCAGCCCAUUUUAACGUUUUUCACCAUGGAAAAGCAAUCGUAUACCUUGACAGUAUCUGACCCAACACAACUGCUGACCCAAGUCAACAUCACUGUCAUUCACGGUCAUGCAGAAUCAAAGGAUUACAGCGUCAAUUUGCCCCAGGGUCCAUUUGCUGGUAGUAGUAUCAAUAUAAUUUGA